This is a messenger RNA of Musa acuminata subsp. malaccensis (wild Malaysian banana), 1032 nucleotides long. RefSeq lists its product as uncharacterized. The record is from RefSeq and is a predicted model, not a curated record. Lineage: Eukaryota; Viridiplantae; Streptophyta; Magnoliopsida; Zingiberales; Musaceae. Gene Ontology annotation, molecular function: SUMO-ubiquitin ligase activity.
UUUGCCGUUCUCAUCACGAGUGGGGUUGGGGUUUCUCGUUGUAUGUCCCUCUAUUUCCCCUCUAAUCCUUUGAAUCCGUCUCGUACGCUGCUCGAGACGUAGUGGAUCGACGAUUCGCCGCGGAAUCUGUCUAUUCUGGUCUUAUUAGAGAAUUCUUGGAGUUAACUUAGUGAUCAUGGGUAGAUCGAGAUCGAGCAUAGGCACUUUUCAAGACCUUGAGCUGAGACUCGGCCUGUCUCCCCUGUAUAAAGGCCAGAGUUCAGCUGCAAGUUGCACAAGAGGUUGUCCCGAGUUUAUACUGAUCGAGGAUGACGAUGAUGACGUGCAGAUGUAUACUCCAUCUUCAGGGGAGGAAAUUAGGCUCGAUCAAUAUACAAGUUCAUUGGCACCUACAAUCAGAGAAGAUGAUCUAGAACUUCGGCUUGGAGUUGGAGCCUCUAAUUUUUAUCUUCAGAGUUCAAAUGGCUGGAAUGAUACAUUAGAAGACGGAUACAAAGACCCUAAUGCUUGGAAAUCUGGCAAGGCAUCAAGCAGCCAAUACAUGUCUAAUAUCAUCGAGGUGAAGUUGAGAUGUGCUAUUUGUAUGGACACAAUGAAGGAGGAGACUACUACCACCUGUGGACAUGUAUUCUGCAAAGCUUGCAUCAUUAGUGCCAUCCGAGUACAGAAGAGAUGCCCAACCUGCCGAGAGAAGCUGUCUCAAAGUAACAUUCACCGGAUAUACCUGCCAGGAUCAACUUCAUGAUGUCAACUUAUUAAGCAGUAACUUUAUACAAGUUCAUCCACUAUCUUGAUAUACUGGGAUCAUCUUAUCAUGAAACAUUGUUAAGGGGACAAAGUGCAGGUUGUCGACCCCUUUGUUGUAUACAUGAAGAAUUCUAGUACCUUUCGGAAGAUGUAAUUCUUGGAUGGAAAGUUUUCCCAGACUAUGGUUUUUGUAACUUGAUAUGGAUAUGAUACUGUGAACAUUUGCAUGAAAUGUUAUCGUAUGUGAUUAUAUGGAAGAAGGUAUUGUAGACAGCAUUCUCCAAA